AUGGCGUUACGAAUGGUGCACACCCUAAAUGUCAAAAUCACUCGGUGCUACAAAAGCCACGCCGUACUCUACGUGCACAUCCGCAACUAUCACACGGAGCCACGCUUUGUGUGCGACAUUUGUGCGAAACCAUUCCGUAUAAUGUCAGAGUUCAAGAAGCACAAACUAUCCCACGAAGAUCCGGACAAGCUGAAAAUGCAGUGUCCUCAUUGUAUGAAGUGGUACAAAACCCGUGAAUACUGGCGCGCUCACAUUCGACUGACGCACCGUUCGAAGCAAAAUCAAAUGAUCAAAUGUGAAAAGUGCGAAAAGACCUUUUCUCGCAAGGACAAAAUGCGAGCCCACAUGAAGCACGUCCACGAUGAGCCCACCAAAAAGUGCGAGUAUUGCGAAAAGUGCUUCGUGAAGGACAUUAGCCUGCGGGAACACGUGGCCUCCCAGCACACCGGCGAAGUGCUGUACACGUGCACGUACUGUCCGAAGACGUUCAAUUCGAACGCGAACAUGUUCUCGCACCGGCGCAAAAUGCACCCGGUGGAGUGGCUGGCCGCGAAGGAACGCUCGAAGCGGCCCGGCAACGGGCUGAUUUGGUGGAGAACGUUGCCUCAGAGUCGGCGAACGGAACCAGCAUGCAAAAUGACUAUUGAAAUGGGCCACAUUGGAAAAGCUUCGUAG
This is a messenger RNA of Culex quinquefasciatus (southern house mosquito), 675 nucleotides long. Its product is annotated as transcription factor grauzone-like. Gene Ontology annotation, molecular function: DNA-binding transcription factor activity, RNA polymerase II-specific; RNA polymerase II transcription regulatory region sequence-specific DNA binding. The coding region runs from base 1 to 675 and encodes 224 amino acids. NCBI's taxonomy places the organism in Eukaryota, Metazoa, Arthropoda, Insecta, Diptera, Culicidae. Gene Ontology annotation, cellular component: nucleus. Gene Ontology annotation, biological process: regulation of transcription by RNA polymerase II. The transcript is spliced from 2 exons. The record is from RefSeq and is a predicted model, not a curated record.